AUGAUACAUGCAGUCCUAAUCUUUAACAAGAAGGCCCAACCCAGAUUGGUCAAGUUUUACACACCAGUAGAACUCCCGCAGCAAAAACUGCUAAUACAGCAGGUUUAUGAACUGAUAUCCCAGAGAAACAGCGAGUUUCAGAGCUCUUUCUUGACAACCCCACCAUCUCUGGUCCACGCAGGCUCAGACGAGCUCAGCGAUGACCAAGAUAUUCAGGUCAUCUACAAAAAUUACGCAACAUUGUACUUCACAUUCAUUGUUGACGAUCAGGAAUCAGAGCUCGCCAUCCUGGACCUAAUUCAGACGUUUGUUGAAUCUCUUGAUCGAUGCUUUGCUGAAGUGAAUGAACUCGACCUUAUAUUUAACUGGCAGACUCUAGAGAGCGUCCUUGAGGAGAUCGUUCAAGGCGGUAUGGUUAUCGAAACCAGUGUGGCAAAAAUUGUUUCUGCGGUUGAUCAACUAAACCGGAGCUCCAGUGGGGAUAAUAGAGCUGGUAGGUUUGCAGGGGCUGGUUUAGGAAACGCACUUCAGAGUAUAGUUCAGGCUGGCUUCAGUGGCUGGGGCGCCAACCAAUAG
Molecule: messenger RNA, 576 nt
Organism: Lachancea thermotolerans CBS 6340
Lineage: Eukaryota; Fungi; Ascomycota; Saccharomycetes; Saccharomycetales; Saccharomycetaceae
Gene: APS3
Product: Aps3p
Exons: 2
Coding region: 1-576 (191 amino acids)
Biological process (GO): intracellular protein transport; vesicle-mediated transport
Cellular component (GO): intracellular membrane-bounded organelle; membrane coat
Source: RefSeq, a predicted model, not a curated record